Messenger RNA from Galeopterus variegatus (Sunda flying lemur), 909 nucleotides. Its product is annotated as taste receptor type 2 member 7-like. The record is from RefSeq and is a predicted model, not a curated record. Gene Ontology annotation, molecular function: G protein-coupled receptor activity; bitter taste receptor activity. NCBI's taxonomy places the organism in Eukaryota, Metazoa, Chordata, Mammalia, Dermoptera, Cynocephalidae. Gene Ontology annotation, cellular component: membrane. The transcript has a single exon. The coding region runs from base 1 to 909 and encodes 302 amino acids. Gene Ontology annotation, biological process: sensory perception of taste; G protein-coupled receptor signaling pathway; detection of chemical stimulus involved in sensory perception of bitter taste.
AUGGCCUUCUCUCUGUCAGCUGUUCUUCAUGUUACCAUCAUGUCAGCAGAAUUCUUCACGGGCAUUACAGUGAAUGGAUUUCUUAUCAUCAUAAACUGUAAUGAACUGGUCAAACGUAGAAAGCUAACACCAAUGCAAAUCCUUUUAAUGUGUAUAGGGAUGUCUAGGUUUGGUCUGCAGACGGUGUUAAUGGUACAAAGUUUUUUCUCUGUGUUCUUUCCACUCUUUUACAUGGAACGAAUUUAUGGUGCAACGAUGAUAUUCUUUUGGAUGUUUUUUAGCUCUGUCAGUCUCUGGUUUGCCACCUGCCUCUCUAUAUUUUACUGCCUCAAGAUUUCAGGCUUCACUCAGUCCUAUUUUCUUUGGCUGAAAUUCCGGAUCCCAAGGUUGAUACCUUGGCUGCUUCUGGGAAGCCUGCUGGCCUCCGUGAGCAUUGCCUUUGUAUGUAUCGAGGUAGAUUAUCCUAAAAAUGUGGAAGAUGAUGAGCUCAGAAACACCACGCUAAAGAAGAUUAAACCCAAGAGAAUGCAAAUUAACGAUGUGCUCCUCGUCAACUUGGCGUUAGUAUUGCCUCUCGGCAUAUUCGUGAUGUGCACUUCUCUGUUAUUUGUCUCUCUUUACAAGCACACUCAUCGCAUACAGAGCGGAUCUCAUGGGCUUAGAAAUGCCAGCACAGAAGCCCACAUCAAUGCGUUAAGAACAGUGGUAACAUUCUUCUGCUUCUUUAUUUCUUAUUUUGCUGCCUUCAUGACAAAUAUGACAUUUAGCGUUCCGUAUGGAAGUCAGCAGUACUUUGUGGUGAAGGACAUAAUGGCAGCUUAUCCCUCCGGCCAUUCAGUCAUAAUAAUUUGGAGUAAUUCUAAGUUACAACAACCCUUCAGGAGAAUUCUCUGUCUCAGAAGGAAAUGA